Messenger RNA from Saccostrea cuccullata (small rock oyster), 3183 nucleotides. RefSeq names its product TLC domain-containing protein 2-like. Gene Ontology annotation, cellular component: plasma membrane. Bases 82 to 870 code for a protein of 262 amino acids. Lineage: Eukaryota; Metazoa; Mollusca; Bivalvia; Ostreida; Ostreidae. The transcript has 4 exons. The record is from RefSeq and is a predicted model, not a curated record. Gene Ontology annotation, biological process: membrane assembly; regulation of membrane lipid distribution; plasma membrane organization.
GUCACGUGACUAAAUGGGCCUUGGCUUGCCCGGUUUUGAUGAGACACAUGUAAACUGUAACUAGUUAUAUUUCAUUAAAAAAUGGCAUCCGAUUCAGACUUAAGGAAAGUUGAAGUUGACGUUCGUUAUGGGUAUCUAAUGAUGUUCUCAACCAUAGUUGUUUUUCAUUCUUUGAAUAAGUUUGUCUCACGAUAUGUAGAAACUCCGCAGAGUGUCAAAGAAGACCCAUGGCGAUGGAGGAAUUUAGUUAUAUCUUGGAUUCACGGAAUGAUAUGUGGCACAUGGAAUGUAUUGUGUUUUGUUUUGUAUCCUGAAAUCUUUGAUGACCUAAUUGAACACAUCAACUAUUUCACCUAUAUGAUGGUAGCUUUCUCUACAGGGUAUUUCAUUUAUGAUUCAAUUGAUAUGUACCUAAACGGCAGACUUUUAAGUAACUGGGAAGUUACACUACACCAUAUAGCAGUAACUUCAAUGUUCUGGUCCAAUGUUCAUCAAGGUUCAUGUAUUGGAUAUAACUGUGUGGCCUUGAUGGCCGAAAUAAACAGUUUUUUCCUCCACUCACGUAAACUCCUUCAGAUGUGGAAGAUAGGUUUUGACCACUGGUUCUAUAAACUUGUUACGUAUCUGAACUUAUUUACCUUUGUGAGCUGUCGAGGGUUCUCCAUUUGUAGGAUAUUCUACGGAAUGUACAUAGAGCCCAGUCGAGUUCCCUUCUUCUUUUACUGUUGUCUUUCAUUAUCCAUGUUUGUCAUGUCAGUCAUUAAUGUGGUUUUAUUUUGGCGAUUGUUUAAAAGUGAUAUAUUAAAACCCCCCAAACCACAACUCAAGUUGAAUGGGAAUCACAAUAGCUUUUAUAGAAAAGACGAGUGAAAUGUCAUAUAAGUUGGUUAUUUUUUUUGAUUUUUGAAAUUGCCAUGUGAAAGCAUUGUAAGGGAUACAAUGCUUUUAAUUUCAUGCACUUUCAUGUGUAUAAGAAUGUUCCUUUAAAAGCAUACAUGUAGUUUAUUUUCAAGCUUAUUUCAACAUAUGCACUAUAUUAAAUGUAGUAUGGAGCAGCUGAGUUUCACAAUUUUUUAAAACCAAUUUUUGUGUAACUGUGUUUAGUAGACAAUAUUUAACUCUUUUGACAGUAGGCAUAUGUAUUAAUAUGUUAUCAAAAUUUUUAAUCAGCUGUUCUGCUACAUGGAAUUGACUGGUUAAUUUCCAAAGGUGCUGUCAGUAGACAUUUCGCUAUAUACAGUAUUUCCAUUUUUUUGUAAAAUUGAAAAUUAUGAAUCUCUUGUCCUGGCUGAACUGAUUUUAUUGUCUAUAUUCAUUUUCUUUAAAUUGAUAUUUUAUAUUGAUCCACUUAAGAAUUUUUUUUUAUUUAUCUUUUUCCAUUUCAUAACAAUCAGAUGUGAAAUUUGAUACUUAUUUAUAUGGUAUAUAAUAUAUAUGGAAUUGAAAAGUUACAAGUUACCCUUCUUUUUUUUUCAAAGAAAAGAUUUAUACGUGGUAGUAAUUUUUAACUAAAAUGACCCCAGAAUAUGUUUUGUGAUUCAUAAUAUAAUCCACAGAAUAUACCUACAGGAAUGUAGAUUGUAUGAAGGAAAAGUUAAUAUAUAUUUUGAGUCUCAUAAACUUUAUAUACCAGACAUUUUCAAUAAGUCUCAUUUCUAUUUUUAUUUUUUAUUUUUUUUGUAUCUGGUGUACAUGCAGUGAGUGUAUAAAUGAUACUUGCUUUAAAUUCUGUAAGUUUACUUCCAGUAUUUUGAUGUUGUAUGAAAAGUGACACUGUAUGUAUUGAAUGAAUGAGUUAAACAUAUAGAUCUGUCUUACCAUGGAUGAGAUUUAUGAAGUUUUGAAACAUUUUACCAUUUGCUUUUGUAAGUUGUGAAGAAAUGUAACCCAAGAAGUUUUAUUCUUGUUAAACAAUACAGAUAGUCUAAUUUAGGUUGUGAACAGCAUGCAAAACAGUAGCAAUGUUGAGAUUUUUUUUAGAUAAAAAAAAUGUUUGAGGAAUGUAUUGUACAUUGUAUGGAUUUGCACAAACCAUUUUUACCUUGAUACAUAUUCCUUUUUCAUUUUGAUUAAUGAUGUGUUUAAAUUGGAAGACAAUUUGGGAAAAAUGUACAAAUUUAAAGCUGCUACACAAAUUACAAUUUUUUCUGCUUGUUUAUUUUUUAUUACAAGUAAGUCAUAUAAUGGCAGGCUUUAUCCAUUUAUUUUCAUAACACAUUUUCAAAACAGAAAAUCCCAUCCUUGGCUAUUUGAAGAACACUUGUGAACUUUUUUGGAAAGGGGAAUCUCAUAAGAAAAAGAAGGGGGCUAGAAACAGAAAUAAACAUAUUUACUUAUUUAGAGGGUAACAAAAAAAACAACACCUAGAACUAAGAUAUCAAAAUUGUUUAUAAUGAGUGCAAUAUCUAAGUUAAAGUAACAUAACACUACUACAAAGUUAUUGAAUUAUUACAUUGAAUUUUAUCCUGAAUAUUUUUGUCCAUCCCAGUUUUCAGCUCAGAAUAAAUAGAGUUUUCUUAGUUUUAACAAGCUGCCUAAAAGCAUGGUUCAUGAUAAAGCUGUUCACAAAGACUCAGUAUUAAGUAAUUAUUGUGUUAGCUUUUACCGGUAAGCUGCUUCUAGUCUGCCCUUAUUUAGUUACUGUUCUUGCUUCUUGUGCUGUAUUACUUGUGCCUUAUUUGUUAUUUGGUGUAGGUAUGUUUUAAAAUUUUCAUUUUUCUAUGUUUCAUGGCAUUAAUCAUGCUUAAACUGCUCUUAAUCAUUUUCUCACCCAAAGAAUCAAUUUCAUAAAUAAUGGGAUAGACAUAUAGCUUUUUUGUGCAUUACAUGAAUAUAAAAAAAAGAAGAAAAGACUUUCAUACAAUAGCUUUUUUAUCACAAGCUUACUUAACAGCUAAAAUUGUACAGUGUUUUAUAGUUAGCAUUUUGCACAUCAUGUCAGAUGUGGAAUCAGUAGAUCUAUUUUAUUGCUGCUUAUGUUCAUCCCGUGCCUCUUUCCCAUGUAUCGGUAUAAUGACUGAAGACUAGGGUACAUAGUUCCACGAUCAGUUCCUAAAGUUCUGCUUUAAGUCAGUGUAUUUAUAAAUAAUAUUUUUUUAUAUGGUUUGUCAUAAAUGAAGAUGUUGAGUGUAAGAAAUCAUUCAUAUAUUUAAAAUUGUUGCCAUAAUUGUUCUGAUUUACCAU